Messenger RNA from Pseudoliparis swirei, 4777 nucleotides. It is a transcript of the gene rhbdl1, whose product is annotated as rhomboid, veinlet-like 1 (Drosophila). The record is from RefSeq and is a predicted model, not a curated record. Bases 2020 to 3006 code for a protein of 328 amino acids. Gene Ontology annotation, molecular function: serine-type endopeptidase activity; calcium ion binding. Gene Ontology annotation, cellular component: membrane. NCBI's taxonomy places the organism in Eukaryota, Metazoa, Chordata, Actinopteri, Perciformes, Liparidae. The transcript is spliced from 8 exons.
CACAACUCUUCAGACCUCAGCGGAACACGAGACCAGUCCCUCCACGCUGUCAACGCCUGCUGGUUGUAUUGGUUGUGGGGCUCUCUGCCUGCAGCAGUGUGGUCAGAGAGUCACUGUGGUUCCUUUGACGAUCAGGUCGAGACCAGACCCCUCACUGGAUGACGAACAUCCUUUCCCACCUUGAGGAAUCCAUGCGCAGGCCUUCGAUUUGGAAACUUUAAUUAAACUACAACGUGUGCUGCCGGUCUGAACUUUGGGCAAUUUGUGCUCAUCUUUAUCCGGAAAAAAAAGAUUUAGCUGAGUAUGCCACUUUUUUUAUUUUUGGGGAGUUCUGUCCACCAGAUUUAAAUCGUCCCAUUGGAGACCACAGAGUCCGGCCUCGAAGCAAACCCUAAGAGCACCUGGAGGUCAAGUGCUCUGCUUGAGGGCCUCUUAGAUUCAUCCAAAAGCAAAACAUUAUUCAGUCACUGCUUAGUAUUUCAGUUAUCUAGGGUGUUAAACCUGCAGCAUCACAUUUUCUUUAUAGACAUUGAGAUUUAAGCUCCCGCUGCUCGACAUUUACACAAACUUCAGUUUUUAGGAUGUUUUGCUCCAAAAGAAAAUGGGGCGUGCUUAAUGUAUCCGUGCACUGCAGGUAUAAAGCAGAGGGGGUUUACAGGCUGGUCUAAUACACACACACACACACACACACACACAUGCUGCAGGGGGACAGAAGGAGAACAGGAGCAACACCAGUGAGUUUCUUGUUAUUAAUCUUUGUCUGCAGGAGGUUGAGCUCAGGCUAUUCGUGGCCCAUGCAGGCUCACAUAUGCUCAUCAUCAGCACGCAGUUCCUCUGAUACUCGUUCUGUUGCAGCACUAAGGACACCACGAUUGGUAAAUGUCUCUCCAUGCGUCAUUCAGUUUUUAUUUGGCGUAUUUAUACAUCUCCCAAAAGGACUUUGGGCUCUACAUAUUUAGACAUAUUUAUGCCAAGUAGAGAAUAAGGCUACAUCCCCUUUCCUCCUCCUCUGAUUGACAGUCGCUGUGUUUGCAGACGCCUCUGUGUGUGUCUGGAUGUCAGGACAUGUCGUUGGAUGGUUGUUUGCAUCAAGGGAAAUCCUCUAGAUGUCUCUUUACAGUCGUCCACUGGAGGGGCAGUGGAUCUCAUGGCCUCCCAUUGCACAGCCACAGGGGUCACAUGUGAGCGUGGUGACGGUUCAGGAGGGCGGACGUACAUUGUGAUCGUUACAGAGUGGGUGGCCCAGUUGGUGAACACCAGUCAGAGACCAUCACCAGGUUCACCAGGCGGCUCCCUCUGCAAAGCACAGCCUGAUCCAGCGUCGUGCUCCGGGCCGCAGGGUCAGGUAGUGAGGACCACCUGGUGGAAGGGAUCAGUUGAUGUUGCUCAUUCAUCAACCUUUCAAGCAUUUUGAAAUCAAAUAAUUAAUGGAGUUAAAAAAUCUUAAAAACAAGGUUGAAAAUCACACAUAGCAAAAUACUUUCAUUUAUAAAUCUCAAAUAAUUGUUUUUUAUAGAGUCCGAUACAAGAAAUUAAAUUUGCAAUAUUUAUAUAAACAAUCAGAUAUAAAAAAUGUUGCCAAUUAAUUUUGUGCAACUACAAUGUAGCUCCCGUAAGAUGACCUCCUCCCAGAAGGAAAGCAGGAAGAGACUCGGGCCGCGGCGACAUCGUGCGCUCGCUGAUAGGGGGAAGCAUGCCGAGCGUAACCACGGGGAUCCGAGCAUCUCCUCUGCCUCAUGAUGACAGCCCUCCAGCCGAGGGCCUCGUCCUGUGAGUCACGUCUCCCUAACAUGAGCUUCAGCCCGAUGACCAGAGGUCCUCCAUGGCGGCUCUGGGUCGCCACCCGGCUGGACGUCCAUGUUGAGCCCUGAGGAACAGACUGACGGGCUGGGCUCAGUCUGAGGUAACAGAGGCCCGGGGUCAACGCUGGACCCAGACAACACCGGCUUCAUCGCAGUGGAGAACUUCAGCCGCCUGGUGCAGCACCAUGAGCUGCAGCUGGACCCGUCCAAGCUGGACAUGCUGCUGGCGCUGGUCCACAGCAACGAGGACGGACAGGUGUGCUACCAGGAGCUCCUCGAGCUGAUGAGCAGUAAGCGCUCCAGCAGCUUCCGACGGGCCAUUGCAAAUGGCCGCCGCACGCUGCAGAGGGAGAUCCUGCUGGACGAGACGGGCCUGGGUCUGUACAAACGCUUUGUCCGCUACGUGGCUUACGAGAUCCUGCCCUGCGAGACGGACCGGCGCUGGUACUUCCACCAGAACCGCCUGUGUCCCCCACCUGUCUUCAUCGCCGUGGUCACCAUCGUCCAGAUCAUCGUGUUCAUGUGCUACGGCAUCAUGCUCAACAAGUGGGUGCUGCAGACCUACCAGCCCGACUUCAUGAAGAGCCCCCUGGUCUACCACCCGGGCCACCGGGCGCAAGUGUGGCGCUUCUUCAGCUACAUGUUCAUGCACGUCGGGUUGGAGCAGCUGGGCUUCAACGCGUUGCUGCAGCUGAUGAUCGGUGUUCCUUUGGAGAUGGUCCACGGCAUCUUACGCAUAAGUCUGCUCUACAUGGCAGGAGUGCUGGCCGGCUCGCUGACGGUGUCCAUCACUGACAUGCGUGCUCCAGUGGUGGGGGGCUCCGGAGGGGUCUACGCUCUGUGCUCAGCGCAUCUGGCCAAUGUCGUCAUGAACUGGGCCGGGAUGCGUUGUCCCUACAAGCUGCUCCGCAUGAUCCUGGCGCUGGUUUGCAUGAGCUCAGAGGUGGGUCGGGCCGUCUGGCUUCGCUUCUCCCCGCCGCUGCCGUCCUCGGGGCCCCAGCCCAGCUUCAUGGCGCACCUGUCGGGGGCGGUGGUCGGCAUCAGCAUGGGCCUUCUGAUUCUGCGCAGCUACGAGGAGAGUCUGCAGAAACAGUGCACCUGGUGGGUCAUAGUCUUCUCCUUCAUCACCUUUCUCCUCUUCGCCAUCUUCUGGAACAUCUUCGCAUACGAGCUGCUGGGGGUGCAGAUACCGCCUCCUCCCUGAUGAAGCCCCCCCCCACAGGCCCUCCUCCACAUACACACUGACACCACCCGGCUCAAAACAAAGGUUCCCCUUGGACCAUAGUUAGCAUUUCCUCUCAAGUUAGCUCGAAAUGAAAUGAUAUGAAAUCAUUCAAAACUAAAAUCAAACCAUGAAUCCUUUUUUAUAGAUACUCUGCAAAGUACGUCUCUUUUAUGAAAGAGGGAUGACAGUAGCAACAUGUACAGGUGAACGUCCCUCGGAUCCAUUUGGAAGAGCAUUAUAUCUUUUUAUAUAUUCGUUGAAAACUCAUCCGCAUUACCAGCACUAAACUUUGAGUGAACAUUGUUCACCAAUGUUCUUUCACCAUUCCUUUAACUGUAUUUACGGAGAGAAGAGUCAGAGCUGAUGAGGCGUGUGGUGAAGAGGAAAGGGAGGAAGAGGAGGAAAGGAAGAGUCUGCAGUGGCGGUGACGAUGCUGAUGACACGAUGGGAGAAGUUGUGUGUUCCAUGAGGGUCAGACAGCAGGAGGAGCUGCAGCCCGACACGCUGCUGUAGCCCUGAAGCAGUCGAUGCCUGAGAGCUCAGCUGGGAUCAGAGAUGCAGCUGCUUCAAAAGAACUGAAGGAGUUCUUUGGGAAGAGCUCAUGACCUGCUGCAGCUCACAGGGACGGAGACUUGAUCCGGAGUCGCUCACACUGAUGAAAACAGAAAACAACCGACGGAACUUUGUGUUUAAAUUCAGCUGCUAAGCAGGAACUCCUGCCCGAUUAUUAAACAUCAGCCACAAUGAUUUGCAGUGUUACAGGUUUUAAAGAUGUCUGUGGAUUCUGUCAUCCUCGAGGAGUAUCUUCAUCCUCGAGGAGUACCUUCAUCCUCGAGGAGUAUCUUCAUCCUCGAGGAGUACCUUCAUCCUCGAGGAGUACCUUCAUCCUCGAGGAGUACCUUCAUCCUCGAGGAGUACCUUCAUCCCCGAGGAGUACCUUCAUCCCCGAGGAGUACCUUCAUCCCCGAGGAGUACCUUCAUCCCCGAGGAGUACCUUCAUCCUCGAGGAGUACCUUCAUCCUCGAGGAGUACCUUCAUCCUCGAGGAGUACCAGCUGAGAGACAUUACUGUCAUUUUCCUUUCAUGGGGUCUUAGCAAAUUAGAAGACAUCUGUUUUUUUUACGUCAUCUCCAAGACAUCAUACCUACACUGUGGAUACAAACUCAUCGUUCACACAACAUAGACAAGACAUCAAGAUGGGAAAAGAAGCUCCAGGAGAAAAAAGAAAAUGAAAAAGAAGCUCAUGAGUAAAGGGUCACUGACGUUUCCUGGAUGGUCAUCACUUCAGAGAGGGAACUCCUCUUGUUGCUGGGUAGACUUACCACCAACUUGCUCGGCGCACCAUGUAAAAUAUGCCAUGUCAUGCUCUGUGGCUCACUGCGAGACAAGGACACACACACACACACACACGCACACACACACACACACACACACACACACUCUCUUCACCCUCUGUCUUGGAGAGCAGCCACUGUCUGAUUCAGCAGGUUGAUGAGGACGAACCGAAGAGAAGAACACCCACACACACACACACACACACACACACACACACACACACACUGGCCUCUGCCUGUUCUCGCUCUGACAGACUGAACUGGGGAGGGCAAGGAUGUGUCAUCACCUGACCUCUGACCUUUGUGUCCCACAGGGCAUUGGGGUCUCUCUGUCAGGCCCAGUCUAUACCUCAGCUUCUCAUUCUUAGGGACUGUAAACUUUUGUAAAGGACUAUAAAGAAGAAAAAAGAGUGUUA